AUGUAUCAUUCAAGUAACAUAGUCAAAGUUUUAAGAUGUUCCAAAAGUUUGAGUUCUAAAGCUCUAUCAAAUGCUGCCGAACCAGCCAAAUAUACUUUAGCCACGGUCCGUGCUUUUCCAUCUUUAGAACCUUUAACGUUUGCUCCUGUUCCAACAAGUGUUUUAGGUUCUCCACUAAGGAGAGAUAUUUUAUGGCGUGCAGUCGUCUAUGAAAACGAUAAUAAGCGUGUGGGUUCUUCAAAUCCACCAGGAAGAAGCGAAAAUGGUUAUUCUAGAAGAAAAUUAUUGCCACAGAAGGGCUCAGGUAGAGCUCGUGCUGGUGAUGCCAAUUCUCCAACCAGACAUAACGGUGCUAGAGCCCAUGCUAGAACAGCACCUAACGAUUACAGUACUGCUUUACCGUCUAAAGUCUACUCACUAGCUUACAAUGUUGCAUUAAGCCAUCAAUAUAGACAAGGCAAUUUAUUUGUAAUUGGUGGAAAUAAUGAGUUAUGUGGUGUUCACAAAAAUGAUCUAAAUGAACUGGAACUGGUAAAAGAUCCUGAAAAUACAGGCGAGUUAAUAUUUGAAAAAUUUUUGAAAGAAUAUGACCUUGAAAAAAAGAAAAACUUAUUGUUUAUAGUAGAUGGGGUAAAAGAAGGUUUACUAUACAAUACAGAGAAAUUUGCCGAAAAAAUUGACAUUAUAUCCAAGGAAUUUGUUGAUGUUAACGAUAUAUUGAAAGCUCAAAGAGUUUUUAUUGAGUUAUCUGCAUUAGAAUAUUUGGCUGUUAUCAAUGCCGUAGAAUCUUUUGAAUAA
This is a messenger RNA of Saccharomycodes ludwigii, 798 nucleotides long. It is a transcript of the gene YML6, whose product is annotated as mitochondrial 54S ribosomal protein uL4m. Gene Ontology annotation, molecular function: structural constituent of ribosome. Gene Ontology annotation, biological process: translation. The record is from RefSeq and is a predicted model, not a curated record. Gene Ontology annotation, cellular component: ribosome. The transcript has a single exon. Lineage: Eukaryota; Fungi; Ascomycota; Saccharomycetes; Saccharomycodales; Saccharomycodaceae. Bases 1 to 798 code for a protein of 265 amino acids.